Molecule: messenger RNA, 1312 nt
Organism: Cricetulus griseus (Chinese hamster)
Lineage: Eukaryota; Metazoa; Chordata; Mammalia; Rodentia; Cricetidae
Source: RefSeq, a predicted model, not a curated record
ACCAAUGAUAGGGAAGCUAGGCGGGCGCCGGGCGGAAGCGCUGCGCACAAACAGGAAGUGUGGGGUUCCGCGCGCGGUGGCCAUGGAGGCGUACGAGCAGGUCCAGAAGGGGCCCCUGAAGCUGAAAGGCGUCGCGGAGCUCGGCGUGACCAAGCGGAAGAAGAAGAAGAAGGACAAGGACAAGGCCAAGCUGCUGGAGGCCAUGGGGACGAGCAAGAAGAGCGAGGAGGAGAAGCGGCGCUGCCUGGACAAGCGCACGCCGGCGCAGGCGGCCUUCGAGAAGAUGCAGGAGAAACGGAAGACAACUUGGAGGAGUUGCUUCUCCCCUCCCACAUGUGGAUCCCAGGGAGUGAACUCAGGCACCCUUGCCCUUCAAGCCAUUUUGCUGGUCCUUGUCUUCAUUUUGAAAUGGGACCCUCUGAUCUCCUGCUGCAGCCUUCCCGUGAGGGGAUCAGAGCAAAUGGAAAGAAUCCUGAAGAAGGCAUCCAAAACCCAUAAGCAGAGAGUGGAGGACUUCAACAGACACCUGGACACACUCACAGAGCACUAUGACAUUCCUAAAGUCAGCUGGACCAAGUAACCUGCCCCUGGUGCAAAAGACAGGCCAGGUUGGCUGUAUUGCUCCCUCAGUGUUUUCUAGAAUGUUCUACAUCUGCCUGGUGCAUCUGCUGAGCCCAGGCUUUCUGAAACUUGAAUUAAAGUCAGGCUGUCCUUUCACUGAGUUUUGGUUUCUGGGUAGUACCAUUUCCUAUUUGGACGAGAUGUUGUGAAUUGACAGGCUGGGAUCAUUUCUGGGUGAGAGCCAUGGAAGGAGGGUACCUUCCCAACCCCGUUUCAGCAUCUGUCUUCAUCUGUACCACAAUGCCAGGACAGGAAGCUCCUGCCUGUGGACCACCACAGAAGUUCCCACAGUGCUGCUCCUUUUGGGCAACCUGGACAUCAGACCACACAGCUUACAUCAAGCAACAGCCACCUGAAGCAAGGAUGAGACACGGGCCUCCGGCAUAUGGCCAGUUCCUCAGUCCACCCUGUGGGGGCCAUUGCAGACAUUUCUAAUCAAUUCAGUUCUCAAUGAUGGCACCUGGGACUCUAAGCAUAUGGUAUGUAUCAUGAACCUGUGUGGCAUUCCUGGCUUAAGGACACCAAAUGCCAGACAGUGGCCAGGGCAAAGCAUCUGAGAGACUAGGUGACCACUUGGAGAACCUGUGCACACACACUGUUGAGAGAAGCAGCUUGUGUUGCCAUGGAUACAGAAAAAAUGCCAGGAAUCGCUGGAGCUGUCUUGUAGAAUAAAGCAAAUGCCAGUCAUGAA